Penicillium maclennaniae is the source of this 2190-nucleotide messenger RNA. Its product is annotated as DNA polymerase epsilon noncatalytic subunit. The coding region runs from base 1 to 2190 and encodes 729 amino acids. NCBI's taxonomy places the organism in Eukaryota, Fungi, Ascomycota, Eurotiomycetes, Eurotiales, Aspergillaceae. Gene Ontology annotation, biological process: error-prone translesion synthesis; DNA-templated DNA replication. The transcript has a single exon. The record is from RefSeq and is a predicted model, not a curated record. Gene Ontology annotation, molecular function: DNA binding. Gene Ontology annotation, cellular component: epsilon DNA polymerase complex.
AUGCCAAAAGGUCAUGCACCUCCCACGAAGACCUCGAUCCUACCCAUUCUACUCCCUCCUUCUACUCUUCGACCUGUGGCCUUCCGGACCUUCACUCGCAAGCACAACCUCACUAUUUCGUCACCGGCACUACAGACACUAGCGGUGUUUGUGGGCAAGCAUUGCGGAUCAGGUUGGAGGGAAGAAGGCCUGGCGGAAAAAGUUCUAGAUGAAGUGGCUAAGAUCUGGAAGAGAGCCGGGGGCGGUGUUAUCGUGGAAGAGGGGAAAGGAGCGUCAUUGAAAGCGAUUUUACAGACACUCGAGGGCAGUAUGAGUGGCGGGAGAGUGGUUGCUGGGAAGGUCAAUCAAGACGGGUCUGUGAAAUCGACCACCGGCGUGGAUGCAGGGCGACUUGAAAUAAGCAACGAUCACUCACAGGGAGUUUUCACGAGAUUGGAAGACGUCAGGGAAAAUGAAUCUCAGCUUGCUCUUCAUUCGCGUCAUUGGCUCAAGGUAAUUGAGGCCUUCGAUUUACCUCGCCUAACAUACAACAUCGACAAGAAAUACUUCGAAGCCACCAAGUCCAAACCUACGUUGUUUCCGCCUGCUUCCCACAAGACUGCACUUUUCAGGGAUCGCUACAGCUUAGUGUAUCAGCGACUGCUUCGCAAUGAAUCAUUUCAAAGCUCUUUAGCUUUUGCAGGCGUCCCUUCACUGCAGCGCUCAUCAUCAAACCUUGCGACUCAGCAGUCAUACAAGUUGACCCCGAUUGCGAACCUACUGGGCCGAAGUGGAACGUCACAUCUCCUGCUUGGACUACUGUCUAUUUCCCCUACGGGAGAUUUGUCACUCGUGGAUCUGACUGGAAGUGUGUCAUUGGACUUGAGUCAUGCUCGCAUGAUCCCCAAGGACGGUGCAUGGUUCUCACCAGGCAUGAUAGUGCUCGUUGAUGGGAUUUACGAGGAAGAAGAGAUGGUCAAGGGAUCUGUUUUGGGAGGGAACUCAGGGGUAGGUGGAACCAUUGGGGGUCAUUUUGUUGGAGUAUCGAUAUGUGGCCCUCCAUGUGAGCGCAGAGAUAUCUCCAUGGGAACGAGCAACCGUCAGGGCAGCAGCGAGCUCAGCUCUAGCGGUGGUUUUGGCUGGGUUGAUUUUUUGGGUAUUGGCAGCGAACGAGCCCAGGGUGCACGCAUGAGGAAAAUUGAAGAGAAAUGUCUGCGAGGCGAACAAGAGGCCCUGAAGACCGCGGCCCGAAUAAAGAUCGCAGUGAUGAGUGAGGUAAAUCUCGAUAACAUGAGAACGCUCGACGCCCUCCGAAAGGUAUUCAGCAGCUACAAUGACCUGGCCCUCCCCGACCGUCCUCAGAGCUUUGUCUUGAUGGGCAACUUCUCACAGGAAGCAGUUAUCAAUGGAGGUGGACGGGCUGGGAGUAUCGAGUACAAGGAAUACUUUGAUUCCCUCGCUGUGGUCCUGGCCGACUUCCCUGCGCUACUGCAACACUCGACCUUCGUCUUCGUUCCAGGCGAUAACGACCCUUGGGCAUCUGCAUUUUCGGCCGGGGCUGCUUCAGCAAUUCCGCGACAGCCUAUCCCCGAGCUAUUCACCUCUCGAAUUAGACGUGUGUUUGCAAAUGCAAACUCGGAGCUCGGAAGAUCCCAGACAAUGGAACCAGUCGGUGAAGCUCUUUGGACAUCCAACCCAGCACGCCUUUCGUGGUUUGGACCAGUGCAUGACAUUGUCAUUUUCCGCGAUGAUAUCUCGAGCCGACUCCGAAGAACUGCGAUCAAUACUAAGCCCGACGAUGCUGAAGCCGAUAUCACCAUGCACGAGGCAUUAGAUGGCUCGACGAACGAUGCGGUCUCUAUUGCGUCCAAGCCGGAUCAGGGCAAUGGUACCAAGGCUGACAGCGAACUGACAACAGCUUCGAUGGCUCGCAAAUUAGUGAAGACCAUUCUGGAUCAAGGAACAAUUUCUCCGUUUCCCGUUCAGCUACGGCCUGUCCUAUGGGAUCACGCUUCCUCCGUGCAACUCUACCCAUUGCCCACGGCCCUCGUCCUAGCUGACUCCGAGGCUGCACCAUUUUGCAUGACCUAUGAGGGCUGUCAUGUUAUGAACCCUGGUAGACUGCUACCCGAAGGCGGGACACCGACUGUGAGGUGGGUUGAAUAUGAUUUGUUGCGGAACCGAGGAAAGGUCAAGGAAGAACGAUAUUAG